Molecule: messenger RNA, 4263 nt
Organism: Aspergillus sclerotioniger CBS 115572
Lineage: Eukaryota; Fungi; Ascomycota; Eurotiomycetes; Eurotiales; Aspergillaceae
Product: GTPase-activating protein BEM3
Exons: 3
Coding region: 1-4263 (1420 amino acids)
Biological process (GO): regulation of GTPase activity; signal transduction
Cellular component (GO): cytoplasm
Source: RefSeq, a predicted model, not a curated record
AUGUCGCAGCCUCGGCGGCAAGGUAGCGAUAAUACCAGCGUCAACCAGCUACCUGCACCCCUUCCUAUUCCGCCUGCAUCCAAGCACCCAGUUUUGACUCACCCGCCACUGUCAAGCGAUUUAAUUCCUCGCGAUUACCUAGGCCCCCGACCUGACGGACAGGCCUUACGUUCUGGGGCCAUUGCUCCCCCCCGCAAGUCUAUGCUAUCGCCCCUACAUACGAACGUGCACCUUCCAUCACCCCGACAAGUCAGCGCCAGCCCAUCCCAAAUUCCGCUCUCUCCGCGAUCAUUUGGUAAUUCUUCCCCGUGUCAGAACAACUCUACGAUAAGCCAUCUAGCACAUGCGACUACUUCGACCCCUCCAGCUGAUACUCAUUCACGAGCAUCCAGCGGAUCGGAAGCAGUUGUGAGGGACCCUUGGGAUAAUCUCAAGCAGUAUGAUAUGAAUCCGAAAAUGAGUGAUAACCAGACGCAACAAGUCCCAGAUCCUGCAGACUCCAAUGAGUCCAGGAUAUCUUCUCCUAUCUCGCCAUCCAACUCCUUCCAAUCGACGCCCGGGAAUCGUCCGGGUCAGCGUAUGAUGCCUCGCACCUCCUCAAUUGAUUCGGCAAUCUCAUCGCUUUCGUCUGCUUCACAAACUCACAAGUCUUCGUUCGACGCCAAUGCGCUUAGCCAGGCCGAUAUUGGAAACCUGAUCGCCACUGCAGGAUCGGCCGAGGCUGUGAUUAUACAUCUUCUAAAGGAAAAGCAUAAUGCGGCAUCUCAGAAUUCACAGCUCUGGAGGUUGGUUGAUAAGCAGAGAACACUUAUUCUUGGGCUGAACAAAGAUCUCGAGCGCGCAUUAAAGGAAAAGGAACGCUACAGGAAGAAAGUGAAGGAAUUACAGAGCUCUCCACCACCUUUGCCAUCAACUGACGAAUCAAAACUACGAUUGCGAAACACUGAAAGCAGUGGCACUCUGACCAGCCAUGGACCUAGCCGGAAAACCCAACCGCAUAAUCGAGGACUGCCUUCGAACAGCAAAGACUCGGCCAGUCAGGGACGUGAUUUCACACAAUUGCACUCUACCAUUGCCGAAAGGCAAGACUCGGCUUCUCUACAAGGCCUCGGUGUCGGCGAGUUACCUCUUGGGCUAGACAGAGAACACCCAACAACCCCCAUCAUGUAUCAUGAUCGGCAAGCCGAAGCACAAGAGAAUCAGGCAUUGGUUUAUUCCCGACAAGAACUGUCCACCGCAAGUCCAACCUCCUCAACGGAUCUUGCAACACCAGAACCUGAUGUUUUUGACUCUGACUCUGAAUAUGAGGAUAUCUUAGCUGCGGAUGAGUUUCCAGUGGAACGCGGGAGGAGAAGGACAAGAGAUGACGAUGAUCGAGAACGUGAGGCGGCCCUCACCAGAGAAAAAGAGGUACUGCAAAAUCCCGGAAGUCAGGGAAGCACUGUACAUAAUGUGGCGGCUGUGGAAUCACCUUCAGACCCGCGGCAGGCACUACCGUCAUUUGACUAUUCCGAAUCCCCCGUGUCCAGUCCUCGUAUGAGACAUGCAGGACCAUUCGGCGGCCUCCCUGUUAUCAGUAUCCCAAAGAGUCCCGGGUUGCCAGUCAGCCCGAGGCCCGAAGACCGUCCGCUAGGCUCUCCUUUGCCACGCCUACCUAGGGAAGCCCCCGGUUUCUUACCUAUGUCAUCAGAAAGUAACCUUUCUGGGCUGGCUCUCUCACCCCGUCUUGGCCACUAUCAGGCUCCGUUCUCCAUGAGUACUGCCUCUACGACGGCAGCCAACGGUGCUACAUAUGCUUCUAUGCCCGUUGAUGCUCACAAUCGUCCUAUACCGUCAAUUGAUGCGACUGUUAGGGUAGACACCCCACAUGAAUCAGUCGUGAAGAAUAACGGUAUAUAUCACGGUUUAGUUUCGGAUGAGUUUCCGAAUCUACUGCUACCCCCCAACGCCCUUCCUUCCAUAUAUGUGAAGGUCUCGUCAUCACGACUUCGGCCAUCUAGAAACAGUUACAUGGCUUCCAGGCCAUCGGAGGAUGAACCAGUGUUCACGUUAGGCGUUUUUUCAAGGUCCGACAAUACAGAGCUUUGGCGGACCGAAAAGGUUGUCGCAACUCUUCCCCAGCUCGAUCAACAGAUACGGCUUCUAUCGACUUUCGGGGGAAGGUUGCCUGAUCGGUCUAUAUUCAGCGGUAAUUCUCCCGCCAAAGUUGACACACGACGUGCUGCAUUGAAUGCAUACUUUGAGGCUCUCCUUGACACCCCGAUGGAUGACAAGGCGGCGUUGGUCAUAUGCCAAUUUCUAUCAUCAGAUGCUAUUGAACCUCGAGACGAUGAGAUGAGUUUACUGAAAGGAAACCAUCAAACUGGAGCUGAAAUCCUACGUGGUCCGAAUGGAAAACCCAGGAAGGAGGGUUAUUUAACGAAAAGGGGAAAGAAUUUUGGCGGCUGGAAAGCACGAUAUUUCGUCUUACACGGUCCUGGGCUGAAAUAUUACGAGUCUCCCGGUGGCCCUCAUCUUGGGACGAUUAAACUCUAUAACGCCCAAAUUGGGAAGCAGUCGCAGAGUGCAAGCGGUCGGACUAGCUCACCUUCUCGCAGUGAAGAGGACUCAGACAAUCAAUACCGUCAUGCGUUCCUCAUUUUAGAGCCCAAACGCAAGGACUCUUCGGCUCUUGUUCGCCAUGUCUUGUGCGCUGAGAGUGAUGAAGAUAGGGAUGCUUGGGUUGACGCACUUCUGGAAUAUGUCGACGGCCAGUCAGAGAUUGAUGGCAUUAAUAAUAGCUCCUCAAAGUCUUCGUCGUCAACAGCAGGGAAGCAGCAUGCUAACGCCGUUGCCAAACCCAAAUUAUUUCCUAAUAAUGGAAACAAGAAGGCAGAAAAAGGGACCGACAAUUCAGACAUAGAAGGCUCUGAUACGGUCCAAGGAUUCAGUUAUGAUGAUGCUGUUCCGGCUGAGCCACCCGUCCUGGGACCAUCAUCCGAACAACAGAUCCCCAAAUCCCCUGUUCUCUCCACCGGGCCUUCGGUGGAUUCUGGAGAUUCCGGCCAAGACCAUGGUCAGUUCUCAUCAAGAUUCAUCUCCGGACCCACCAACGGAACAGUAAUCCAAGAUGCAGGGGCCUGGGGUAACAAAGCAGCUACGAGCGUUAAGGAGAAGAAACGCAGUAUUUGGGGGUUUCGUACAAGGUCAUCGUUCGAUCUUGCUUCUCAGCUCCAGGCUAGCCACGAUUUCUCAACAUCCCACGGUAACAACAAUGCGGAGAAACGAGAAAUUGUGAGGCCAGUUUUUGGCUUACCAUUGGCCGAGGCUGUACAGUUUUGCGCGCCACAGGGAGUCAACGUCGAUCUCCCAGCGGUUGUUUAUCGUUGCAUAGAAUACCUCAAAGCUAAGGGAGCAGAGUCGGAAGAGGGUAUUUUCCGGUUAAGCGGCUCGAAUCUUAUUGUUAAAGCACUCAAGGAGCGGUUUAAUACGGAAGGUGAUGUGGACUUCCUCGCUGAUGACCAGUAUCACGAUGUGCAUGCUGUCGCCUCCCUUUUCAAACAGUACCUUCGCGAGCUGCCCACAACCGUCCUGACUCGUGAACUUCACUUGGAUUUCUUGCGUGUACUUGAGCUUCAUGAAAAGCAAAAGAAGAUUGCCGCAUUUAAUUUUCUUGUCCAUCGACUUCCGAAGCCAAAUAUGACAUUGCUGCGGGCAUUGGUCCAGUUCUUGAUAGUUAUUGUAAACAACUCCGAUGUCAACAAAAUGACCAUCAGAAAUGUUGGUAUCGUCUUUGCUCCUACAUUGAACAUCCCAGCACCCGUCUUUUCAAUGUUUCUCACCGACUUCGAUGACAUAUUCGAUGGGACGCCAAAUAUCAGUGCUGAGCAGUCAGAGUCGAACGUCAACAAUCCUACUUCCCCUGAAGAUUUACGCUAUCCCCAUCGGCAGAUUGCCUCGGAUAUGCCCACCCCGGGUUAUAGUCAAGCGAUAUUCAGCGAACAUAUGGGCUCUGUGGAAGACGCCUAUCUUCAGAACAGUAUAAGCUCGAUGUCGAAGCAGCCAAGCUAUGAGCGGUUUGCUGGUAGCGGGCCAGAGGAAUAUAGCCUUGGCCACGCAAAUUCACCAUCCUUGAAUAGGAUGUUGACACCGAACAUCGAUAGUUCUCGCUCGGCAAAGGCGAAAAGGAGAGAAAGUUCUCUCCUAUUCAUGGAGGUCAACCAUCAGGACUUCUCUGCUUCGAUUGAUGGUGGAAAUGGUAGGCCGCCCAAAAUAACUCGCUAG